This is a messenger RNA of Danaus plexippus (monarch butterfly), 3203 nucleotides long. Its product is annotated as unc-112-related protein-like. NCBI's taxonomy places the organism in Eukaryota, Metazoa, Arthropoda, Insecta, Lepidoptera, Nymphalidae. The transcript has 12 exons. Bases 135 to 2315 code for a protein of 726 amino acids. Gene Ontology annotation, molecular function: integrin binding. Gene Ontology annotation, biological process: integrin-mediated signaling pathway; cell-matrix adhesion. Gene Ontology annotation, cellular component: cell-substrate junction. The record is from RefSeq and is a predicted model, not a curated record.
GACCUACGUCCAGUUAGCAGUCGCAUAUCAGUCAUUGGGUAGAUUACUCGCGUCCUAUACAACUGUACUUGUUAACCGCAAUGUUCCUUCGGAAGUGACAAUAUUAGUUUGAAGUGACCUUAAAUUUAUUGAAAAUGCUUGCGGACGGUGAAAUAGUUGGUGACGGAUCAUGGAACCUCACGAUUUACGUGACGGACUUGAACGAGAAACGCACGAUGGUUGUAAAAGGAGAUAUGCAUAUCGGCGGGGUUAUGCUAAAACUGACCGAAAGCUUUGGUAAAGAAUUCAAGAAAGACUGGUCAGACCACGCUCUGUGGUGGCCGACUCGCAACAAAUGGCUAUCAAGACCGAAACAUACAUUGGACCAGUACGGUGUCCAUGCUGAUGCCGCACUCCACUUCACGCCCAUGCACAAACCACUCAGGAUCCAACUACCAGACCUGAGAUACAUCGAUUGCAAAAUAGAUUUCUCCAUAGACACGUUCAGUGCUGUUAUACAACUUUGCAAAAGUCUUGGUAUACGUCAUCCGGAAGAACUGUCUCUAUGUUAUCCCCUCGAACAGUCCCACUUGAAACAGAAUUAUCAGAACUUGAAGGAAGCUAAGAGAAUUAAGGGCACUCAGCCGCCAGACACUAAUACUUUUAUAGCGGCUACGAGAGGCUCUUCAAACAGCUUAGACAGAUCAUUGGCUUGUCCGGCCACUCCGCCUCCGCCGCGAUCUUUGUCAGCUACACCUGUUGCCUCCCAACAGAAUGGCACAUUGCGUCGCUACGGUGGUCAUAUAUACAGCACACAGAGCGAUGGCUCAAGUGAUGGUGGAUACUGCGGGACUCCACCCCGCGCUGCCUCCAUGGACGCCCUAGAUUCCCUCUCGGAACUCUCCCUGGCAGAUUCACCCUUGGAACCUGACAGCCAGUCAAAGGAAUCCCUCAUCACACCCAAAUCCCUCAUGGAACGUGCCCGAAUGAAUGUUGGGUGGUUGGAUUCGUCUCUGUCUAUAAUGGAGCAAUACGUCCGGGAAUGGGACACUCUUCAGCUUCGUUUCAAGUUCUAUUCUUUCUUCGAGCUGUCAGCCCGGGCUCAAGACGCCGCUCGCCUCAACCAGCUCUACCAACAAGCUCGCUGGCAGAUCCUCAACCAGGAGGUCCACUGCACUGAAGAGGAGAUGCUUCUAUUUGCAGCCCUUCAGCUUCAAAUCGAGCUGCAGACUUUAGCCGGUGGUGGAGUGAACGCUAACGAUGGUUCCCAAGAUGUAUCAAACGCCCCCGAAGACGACAUAGACGCCGCUCUCAGUGAACUCCAAGUGCAAUUAGAGGGUGGCCCACCAGCUCGACCAGAUAUCACACACGUACCUGAACUGGCGGGUUACUUGAAAUACAGAGGGGCGUGUCACAGCGAUAGCUGUAUGGUCUCCCGUCAGCGUUUCACACUACGGGCGUACAAACGCGGCUGGGUGUCGUGCAGAGACGGCGUGUUGAGGGUACAUUCGUCGCAGGAGGCCGCCGGUAGAGGGGACCCGCCCUCCUACGCCGUGGAGCUCCGGGGCGCUGAGGUAACACCGGACGCGCACCCCGCAUCCGGCCGCUACGGAAUCAAACUCGAGAUACCAUCUGAAGACACUAUGCACGAGAUGUGGCUUAAAUGCGAAACUGAGGAUCAAUACGCCGAGUGGGUGGCGGCGUGUCGUCUCGGUUCUCGCGGCAGGUCGCUGGCUGAUUCUUCUUUCGCCAGCGAGGCUGCCGCUGUAAGGUCUCUGUUGGCCCUCCAAAGACCCCAGCCGGCCGCCGCCCUCAACCAACACAGCCUGCCGCAUCUGGACCACUUGCAACCAGAGAACUACCUGGCCGGCAGGUUCCUUAAGAAACUCAAAGGAAAGUUCACCCAACGAGUGCUGGAGAGUCAUGCGAAUGUGAAAGACCUGUCACUUCUGGAAGCUAAACUGCAGUACAUCAAGACCUGGCAGAAUCUCCCGGACUACGGCCAGACGCUGUUCGUGGUUAGAUUCAUGGGCCACCGUAAAGACGAGAUAAUUUCCAUCGCGAACAAUCGCAUCAUGCGUCUAGACCCGAGCACCGGAGAUCAUAUUAAGACAUGGAGAUAUAGCACCAUGAAGGCUUGGAACGUUAAUUGGGAGAUAAAGCACAUGAUGGUGCAAUUUGAGGAGGGCAACAUUAUAUUCUCCGUACAGUCAGCUGAUUGCAAGGUCGUGCACGAGUUCAUAGGUGGUUACAUCUUCCUUUCCAUGAGGUCAAAGGACGCGAAUCAGACCCUCGACGAGGAACUCUUCCACAAACUCACCGGCGGUUGGACAUAAAAAUAUAAUGAAAAAAAUCAACAUUUUAAUAAUAACUCUGUAUACAUACUUUAUACCACUGCUUUACACAGAGCACAAUAAUAUUGAAGGUCGUCACAGACGGUGACAGAUUAUGAGAUAUGGUAUUUCUUCUUUGUUUAUUGAAUACAAAUAUUUUUUUAUUUAUAGAUUUUAUUAGAUUUAAUGCAGUACUAUUUCUAUUACAUGAUUUCAAUUGUUUUAUUAUUACCAAUGCGUUUAUGUCGUGUAGGAUAUCGUGUGUGAGCAAAACAAGUCCGCUAUACUGUGGAAAGACUGGUAAAACGCCUUAUUAACUAUAAAAAUGAAUGUCUCUAACAGCAAUAUGUAUAUGACAAAUGUAUUUUUACAUUAUGAAAUAUAUUUUUUAAAAAUGGAAUGCUUAUACAAAUACAACAGACAGUUGAACUGAACGAGCUCCUCAUGAUUUAGUACGACUGCCACAUGACUUUAGUCCUGUAAGAGAUAAAUACAGUGCCAUUACAAUAUAACAUGGUGCUUCAUAUAAUAUAUAGAGUAAUCAAUGCGAGUGGCCUUAAUGUUAAUACAUAUUAAUAAUCGCUUCUAUUAAGUUUUACUCAUUGUAAAUAACAUAACCUAGCUUAACAUCAACGUCGGUUAACUUCGUUUUUAGACGACAUAAUUUGAAUAAUUACAUGAAAAUGUGUAUCUUAUCAUAUGCAAAGAUUUAUUUUAUUGAUUGUUGACCGCUAGUCUCAUUGAAAUCGCAUAUAAUGCUAUCAUAACGUAACAAGUUAAUUUAAAUAUUAACAGAACAUACUUUAAUAAUAAUGUACAAAUGUAUGUACACAAACAAUUAGUAUGUUUGUAAAUGAACGUCUAAAUAGAUGUAAAUUAAUAAAUAACAAA